CCGCCCCUGGUGACGUGCCGUGCUCAGCUGUGCGGUAAACAGCGGCGCGAGCAGUUGCGGAUUGAUGCCGACUCCAGCGCGAGUCAGGAGGCGACAUGUGUUAUCAGACCCUCUGGUCCACCUCCACCUCCGCCCCGCGGCACUGAUGAAGCCUCCUCUGCCGGAGCCACAGCGGGCCGAAGGGCGGAUAGAGGAGAGAGAGGAUGUACUGGCGCAUCGGCUUCGCCUGGAGCCGCUCCUGCGCGCUUGAGCUGGGCCUGAACAAGAGCUUCUCGCUCGGCUUGAGCGGCUCCGGGGAGCAUCUGUCGCUGUAUGGGUACAUCAUUGCCUACCCGCUUCAGGAGUACGGAGGGAUCAUGUCUGCGUUAGGAUUUGACUCCUGGUGGAGAAAAACGCUCUACAUCACCGGGGGCGCGCUGCUCGCCGCCGCUGCCUAUUUACUACACGAGCUGCUUGUCAUUAGGAAGGAACAGGAGUUGGACUCUGAAGACGCCAUCAUUCUUCACCAGUUUGCCCGGCCCAAAACUGGAGUCCCUAGCCUGUCCCCCUUUUGCCUGAAGAUAGAAACGUACCUGCGGAUGGCGGACCUGCCCUACCAGAAUUAUUUCGAUGGGAAGUUGUCUCCUCAAGGGAAGAUGCCGUGGAUCGCAUAUAAUAAGGAGCAGGUGUUCGGGACAGAGUUCAUCAUCGACUUCCUGGAGGAGAAGCUCGGCGUGAACCUCAACUCCAGCCUGAGUCCUCAGGAGAAAGCAAUCUCACGCGCCAUCACCAAAAUGGUGGAGGAGCACUUCUACUGGACGAUAGCAUACUGUCAAUGGGUGGACAAUGUGGAGGAGACGCAGAAGAUGUUAGCCACAACCGGGCCUCUGAGUGACCUGCUCAGUUGGAUCUUGAGUCAGGUGACCGGCAGCAUUGUGAAGAGAGAGAUGUACGGCCACGGGAUCGGACGCUUCUCCAAAGAGGAGGUUUAUUCUCUGAUGGAGAAAGACAUGCGCACCCUUGCCACAUUCCUCGGCAAUAAAAAGUAUCUAAUGGGCCCGAAGCUCUCCACAGUAGACGCUGCUGUAUUUGGUCAUCUCGCUCAGGCCAUGUGGACUCUCCCAGGAACACGUCCGGAGCAGUUAAUCAAAGGCGAGUUCAUCAACCUGGCCAUGUACUGUGAGCGAAUCCGUCGGAAAUUCUGGCCAGAGUGGUUUGUGGACGUCGACGACCUUUACUACGACGGACUGAGCGAGGAGCCGGAUUCUCCUUCCCAGCUUCCAGAUUUGGGUCUGUACUCACGCAGUGGCAGCUUCCAGGAGCAGGAGAGCGCUCUGUCACACCAUGACACGCCGUCACCGGACAGCGACGCCACCGGACACUCUCUGUUCGACUCGGACAUGGACACCGAAUGCUCGGAAAUGGAGCAGUUGAAGUGAAAACCACACCUCCUUGAUGAGGCAUCUGCACGGGCCCCGCCCCCUUUGUUCUCCCUCAAGCCCUUUAGCAGGGGAAGAGCUGGUCAAAUAAAGAUGUGGUGAAGUGACAGCGGUUUUCCCAGACUCUGAGCACGGGAUGGCAAUAAAGCAGUCGGGAAAGGUAUUCUGACACUUUUUAAUUAAUGAGAAAGAGGAUUUUAUUAAACGAGGGAAGGCCAGGCUAUAGAGAAUCCAGGAAGAAAACAGAAUAAAAAAAGAGUGAGAAUGAUGCUACAGCUAAAUCACUCCUCCUGCGGUGUGACAUCAUCACUGCGCUCGAAAUCAGCAGAGUGACAUCAUCUCAUGUGACCACUCCCCAUUCACCGAGUGUGUUUGUAGCUAAACAGCACUUCUUACAUCCUGGGUUUAUUAGUAUACGGGUAGACAGACAGAAAGAAGGAUUUUGGGUGAUGAUUGAAAUGUGUAGAUACUUGAUUGAUUUAGACGGAAUCAUUUCUCAUAGUCCAUCUAAAAUUAAUGUCCAGUUUUAUUCAGUCAAAUCUAGAAAGCUAAGACCGGAAUAUGCAGAGCGAGAAAGCUGAUUGAUAGUUAUUAUGAAAAUGUUAGUCUAACGGUUUUUUUUCUUCUUUUUUUUUCUCAAACCAUUGCAGCAUAGCAGAAUUCCCAAAUUGAUGAUCUUGCCAUUUAAAUUUUUUAUGGCCAAUUAUGCAAUGCAUUAAUGAAUAAUUCACCCAAAAAUGAAACCUCUGUAAUUUAAUCAUCCUUAUAUCAUCUCUAGUCUAUAUGACAUAACGGACACAUAUUAAACAAAGUUUAUGAUUUUUUUCAAACAAUAAAAGCGUACAGUGACCAGAGACUAUCAAGAUCUAAAAAGCAUCAUAAAAGCUUUAAAAAAAAAUAUAUAUAUAUAUAUAUAUUACAUGGAAUUAUUUAUUUUGAUAAAGUUUGCCUUUUUUGGAGUAUCAUAUUUGAUACAUCUGGCUUUUAUGGUUUUAUGGUUUAUAUAAUAUGAUAUAUGGGCAUAUGGAGAUCACACUCAAUUUGCUCUAGGCGUAACAGACUAUUUACAUAAAAUGCAUAUAAAUAUCAGCUGGAUGUAUCAUAUUUGAUGCUCACAUUUUAAAAGUUAAAGUUUUUGACGUUCUUUUUAUGCUUACAAAAAGAAGUGUACCACAACAUUUUGGAAAGAUACAAAGAUCAAAAGUAUAAACCAUCAGUCAGACGAGACAACAUAAGGCAUGUAGUGUUUUUUUCAAAAGAAAAUUGAGCAUGUUCAUAAUCUUUAUUUAACUAAAGUAUUUAACUUUGCACAUGAAACAAGGUUUAACAUCAUUCAUAUCUCAUCACUACUCCCUGGCUGCAUAUUUGAAUAUUGACAAAUUCUUAUUUGAUUUUCACUGAAUUAUUCAUAUAGGAGCAAAUAUGGUGAAUAUAUAAAUAUAAAAUGACAAAUAUGGUCAUUUAUUGGUUUGUGUUUCAAAGGCUGUUUUCAGUAACAAGACGAAGAUUCUGAAUCAGUUGAAUGCAGCCGCACUAUUUAAAUCUAUAUAAAGCGAGACUCGUGUGUGCAGAUGUUAUAUGUGCUGAAUGUGUAGCUAAAAACAUCACUUCAGAUUGGGAUCUGUGAUUGUGCAAGAGCGCCUCCUGUGGGCAGCAUCAUGACUGAAAACACUGGACCAGAAUAGAACAGAAUACCCUGGUAAUGCAGCCAUUACAGAAGGAGACGCAUAACACAAUACAGAUGGAGACAGACAGUAUGUGUGUGUGUGAGUGUGUGUGUGUCCAUCUGCUGCAUGACUGAGUCACUGAGUCAUCGUCACACAUGAACACACUCGCAGGAAUGAUCUCCCAGGGGCCGAUGCACAGCGAAUGAGACUUAUGUUUUUUCUGUUCCGUAGUGAGAUAAAAUCUGUAUCUUGCUGUGCCGUACAAACUUCCUUCCUGUUACCACAAAUGCCCUUUUAAUACCAUGAGCAUAAUCUUGCAUUAAGAUGCCGUCUCUAUAGAGCACUUCUUAGAAAAAUAUGGGAAGUGUCUUGCCAUUUUUACACCCUUUAAAUGCAAAUGUACUUAUCUGAUGUUUGUUCAAAUGCAACGUUAUAAGGAAAUGUGUAGGAAAAACGGUUUAUAUAAACAUCAGGUUAAUUAACUGGUGCUUUGUUAGAAAUAAAAGGUUCGCAUGCCAGUAAUUAUUUAAACGUGCCAAAGACUUAAAGGAACGGUUCACCCAAAAGUGAAAAUUUGCUGUGAAUGGGUGCCGUCAGAAUGAGAGUCCAGACAGCUGAUUAAAAACAUCACAAUAAUCCACACCACUCCAGUCCAUCGAUUAACAUCUUGUGAAGAUAGA
This is a messenger RNA of Cyprinus carpio (common carp), 3765 nucleotides long. It is a transcript of the gene faxca, whose product is annotated as failed axon connections homolog, metaxin like GST domain containing a. The record is from RefSeq and is a predicted model, not a curated record. Gene Ontology annotation, cellular component: cytoplasm. NCBI's taxonomy places the organism in Eukaryota, Metazoa, Chordata, Actinopteri, Cypriniformes, Cyprinidae.